AUGUCCCGAGAAUAUCCCAGGGUUUGGGGCAAAUUCGAGCGUGAUGUUCGUGGGAAGGCAUCGUCGUUCGUAAUCGAGGAUGUCCCAGAAUCCAUGUGGGACGCUGCAGUGGAGUUUAUGCUUGGUAAUUACAUCGAGGAAGAUGUCUGGUGGUCGACAGCUGGAACUGCACAAGAUCCUGAUGCCGUGCAAGAGUACCGAGUGCUGUGGAAAGGCAUUAUAAGCCAGAAAAUGAGCCUGGCUUGUUUCCUUCUCGGCGACGAUGCUAAGGAGAAAACUUUGGUCGGUGUCAACAUGUGUAUGCUUCAAGAGAAGGACCACUUCGUUGAACAUAAUCCGCCGAAAACAAAAGCAGGCCUCCUCUCUCUCCGGAUGUUUGCUGAGGCCGUGAAGGUGCCAGCCAUUUAUGACAAGUACGACGUGACGUCAUACCUCAUGGGUGCCGGGCUUUCCGUUGCUCCUGAGUACAGGCGUCUUGGGAUUUCUGUUCAACUACUAAAUUGCAGAAUGUUGCUCGCCAAGGAAAUCGGCCAGAGUGUGACCGGAGGUAUAUUCACGACGACUGCAGCUCAAAAAGCUGCAGAGAAAGCGGGCAUGGAAUGCUUACACCGAGUCUCCUACAAAGAGUUCGGUGAACAGUGCGAAAUCGAAUUUAAUACCGACACAGAGCACUUGAAGAUCUUCGCUAAAAGAAUCGAAUAG
This is a messenger RNA of Leptosia nina, 702 nucleotides long. The record is from the annotation of a GenBank genome assembly. NCBI's taxonomy places the organism in Eukaryota, Metazoa, Arthropoda, Insecta, Lepidoptera, Pieridae.